Molecule: messenger RNA, 2481 nt
Organism: Musca vetustissima
Lineage: Eukaryota; Metazoa; Arthropoda; Insecta; Diptera; Muscidae
Gene: Asph
Product: probable serine/threonine-protein kinase kinX
Exons: 11
Coding region: 1-2439 (812 amino acids)
Biological process (GO): peptidyl-aspartic acid hydroxylation
Cellular component (GO): endoplasmic reticulum
Molecular function (GO): peptidyl-aspartic acid 3-dioxygenase activity
Source: RefSeq, a predicted model, not a curated record
AUGUCUGGCGAUGUACAACCACGUAAACGCAAGGACAAGAAGAAGAAACGUGAAUCUCUUGAUUAUCGCAAAUCAGAGGGUGAAUUAAUUUUCUCGCGCAAAUCAAGUUUGCAAGAUGACGAAUCCUCUCAUGGAGUACACAUUACAAAAAUGUCAUCGGAUGAUGUACAUUUGCAUGUACAUCACGAACAUGGCACUGGCGGACAUUGGUGUGCCAAGAUCAUUUUCUUCUCACUGAUGACGGUACUUUUGGGUUUGGUGUGCUUGAUAAUUAUGGAAAAUCGUGGUAUAUCCGAUGUUGAUACACCGUUAUCGGAAUCACGAUUUUCAAAUUAUUUUGAUGGUUGGGUUGAUGAGCAUCGACCUGAUGAUGAUCAUCAUGAUGAUGUUCAUGGCUCGUUAGAAGAUGAUCAUGAUGAUGGCCAUGAUGAUGAGCAUGAUGAACCGUUUGAAGAAGAACCGGAUGUGUCGGAUGGUGAAGAAGCCGAAGAAGAGGGAGAAGAUGAAAAUGUAACACAAGAAGAAGCCGAAGAGGCUGAUGAGGAUGAUGAAAAUGUUACCGGCGAAGAUGAUAAUGUCACUGCCGAAGAUGUUGAUGAAGAAAAUGUAACAGCUGAAGAGGAAGAAGAAAAUGUCACUGCGGAAGAGGAAGAAAAUGUCACAGCUGAAGACGAAAAUGUUACCGCCGAAGAAGAAAAUGUAACAGCAGAAGAAGAGGAAGAAAAUGUCACCGCCGAGGAGGAAUAUGAAGCCGACGAUGAAGACGAAGAUAAUGCCACCAAUGAAGAUAAUAUCGACGAAAAUGUUACUCGCGAGUCAUCAAAACCUGUUUCCAAGGGAAAUGCCGACGACGAUGAUGAAGAUACCUUUGAAUAUGAGGAAGAUGACACUGUUAUGGAUUCGGUUGAAAAUAUUGUCGAUAAUGAUGCUGCCGAAUUGGAGCUAUUAAAAGAAAAAGCUCGCCAACAGGCUGAAGCUGAGGCAAAACAAAAUCCCGCCUCAAUUGAAAAUGAUGUAUAUGAAGAAGAAUUGGCAACUUCAUGGGCAUCGUCACUGACAUUAAAAAUUGGCAUUGGUCUGGCCCUAGCAUUAGUUGCGCGUCUAGUCUUGCUUAAGAAAACACCAAUUACAAUUUUUGAAUUAUUUAAUAUUUUAUGCUCGCACCAUUAUACCGCUAUAAGCCAUUGUGUAUAUGAUGAAAAUCCAGCCGCUACCGAAGCUCUGAUGAAACGUCGUCUUACAAUAGCCACAGCUGAGGAGGAAAUACCAGAGGAUUCGAAUGAUAUGGAUGAAUAUUUAACAGAAAAUGACUUCUCCGAAGAAGAAAUUGAAAUCGAAGAGGAAAUCGAAUACAUCGAUGACAUCGAAGAGGAACAGCCUGGCGAAGAGAAUGAAGUGGAUUCGGGUGAGAAUGUCUACAAACCGGAAACAUUUGAAGAACUUAAUGCCAUGUAUAGACCAAAAAAUUAUGACAAAGAACAAGAGGAGGAACAACAACAAAAACAACUUGAACUUAAUGAUAAUCUAACACAAACGAAUUUACAACAUGAAACAUAUUCGUAUCGUUCACCAUACCAGACACCAUUUUCCAAUAACUCAGCUACUUCUUCAACUACUACUACUAAUAAUAAUACCAACAACACAAAACCUCAAACAGAUCGAAAGGAUUCAAUUGAGAGUAUUAGUAACACAAUAACACAAGCAACAACAACAAGCAAUGUGGGAAAAUCAGUAUCAUUUAUGCCCGAAUAUACAACAACAAAACCUGUGAUUGAAAGAUAUUCACCACCUAAAGCGGAAGAAAAGAAAUAUUCACCACCCAAAGUCGAGGAGAAAAACUAUUCCCCACCAAAGGUAGAGCAGAAAAACUAUUCACCUCCUAAAAUGGAGGAAAUGAAAUAUUCACCACCCACAAUGGAAGAGAAAAAAUAUUCACCACCAUCGGCAGUGGAGCGAAAAUAUUACACAUCUGAUAUACACGAAAAGGAUAGCCACAACACGGAAGAGACAAAACCGAAAACUAAAGAAGUUACCUACGACAUGGAUUAUCGACCCGAAGAUGAAGAUAUCGAAUAUGAUGAAGAUGAUAUUUACGAUGAUGAAGAGGGACAAGAUGAAGAUUCCGAAGAAUUAGAUGAUGAUGACUUAAUCGACGACGACGAUGAUGACGAAGAGUUGGACGAUGAAGAACAAGAAAUAUCCGAUAUUGAUGACACGGAAUUAAUGAAUCGUUUGGAGGCGAAAUAUGGCAAAUUGCCAGCCAAAGAAUAUGAAAGUGAUGAAGAUCCUGAUGAUCCUACAUGGACACAAAUAAAACCAAAGUCUGGCGGCGGUGGUGGUGGUCCACAAUCGUUUGAAGCUGGUGAUGAUGAUGAGUUUUUUGAAGAAGAAUUACGAAGAGCCAAUAGAGAAAUGAUGCGAGAGUUUAAUUACCAUUAGAAAUAUCCUUAACCACUAUGCAUAGCUUUCAAUCCAUUUUAU